AUAUAUAAAUAUAUAUAUUGUCAUCGAGAGCGAGGCCAGAGGCGCCAGCGAGACGAGAUCCGACAUGCCGUCCCAGGAGCAGAAGGUCUAUGGGGAUACGACACAGCCGCUGCCGCGCCGGGCCGCAGGAGACGGCGUCUACUACAACCGGAAGGACAAGAGUGAUCUUGGCGAGAAUUUUGUGGCGCCCGAUGGCGGCUGGGCGUGGCUGGUGUGCAUCGCCGCCGGCAUAUCGAAUAUGUCGCUGUAUCCGUGCCUGCAGCAGUUCGGCCUGCUGUUCGGCCAACGCCUCAGUGUCCUGGGCCUGAGCAGCUCCCAGGUGACGACCAUAGUCAAUACGCAGCCGGCUGUCGCUGCCUGUUCGGGCCUGCUCAACGGGCCCAUGUUUCGGCGCUUCACCUUCCGCCAGGUGGCCAUGGCGGGUGCGCUGCUCUCCUUCACCGGCAUCGCGCUGAGCGGCUUCUGCGAGACCUUCGCCGGCUACAUAGUCGCCUAUUCGGUGCUUUACGGCUUUGGCAUGAGCAUCAACGUGUCGGCCUCCUCGCUGGCCAUCAACACAUACUUCCAGCAGAAGCGGCGACGCGCCGCCGGCUUCUCGUGGACCAUCACCGGACUGGGGCCGAUCUUCUUUCCAUAUCUGGUCACCUUCCUGCUGAGCAUCUACGAUGUCCAGGGCACGGCGCUGAUCUUUGCCGCCCUUUCGCUGCACAGCUUUGUCGGCGCGCUGAUCUUUCAGCCGGUGCGCUAUCACCUGCGCCCGAACGCUGCGACUGCGGCUGCGGCUGAGGCUAAGGAUGAGGCUGAUGCGGCACUCAAGCAGGCGGAGCAGCAGCCGGAGAUACUGUGCGCCCAUUGUAUGCUGCAGCGCAAGCGCGAGCCGGGCGGCAUCUUCUCCAGCCAGUAUCUGUACCAGGACGACGAUGCCCAGCGACCCGGCUACGAGAUCAUUGAGCCGGGCACGCCCAUGUUGUCGCGGGCGAACGACGGCUGGUAUGGGUCCAAGAUGUCGCUCAGCUCUGGACGCAUGCGCUUCCGCACGGUGUCCAGCUCGAAGGACUUGGAGCAUACGCAACGCGUGGCCAGUCCUGCCAGCAAGGAGCAGCAGCAGGACGAUGACUUCCUGCGGCCGAACUACUUUCGGCGAGAGCGCGAGGAGUCCAUGCUGGAGUCGAGUCGCUGCAGCUGUGCGGAGCAGCGGGCGAUCGCUGCUGCUCGCCAAAUGGAGCAGCAAGCGGAGCACAACAACAACCACAGCGGCGACACGGAGCUGCCGCCGCCAUCCCAGAUGAGUUUCGUGCAGAAGAUCGUGACCUUCUUCGACCUGGACCUGCUGCGCGACAUAACGUUUGUGAAUCUGGUCUUCGGCCUGACGGUCAUCAACUUCGGGGAGCUGAACUUUGCGAUUCUGACGCCGCUCAUAUUGACGGACUUUGGAUUCGAGACGUCGCAGAUCACGGUGGCCAUGUCCCUGAUGGCCGGCAUGGACAUGAUGGUGCGCUUCCUGGUGCCGUUCGUCACCGAGAAGAUACCCUGGGAUAAUCGCGUCUUCUUUCUCAUUGGCGUCAUGGGCAUCGCCAUCGGACGCACCGGCGUCGCCUGCACGCGAUCCUACAUGGGCAUCCUGGCCAGCUUCACCUGGAUUGGCCUGUGCAAGGGCGUGCGCACCAUCUUCUGGCCACUGAUCAUACCAGGCUACGUGCCGCUGAAUCGUCUGCCAGGCGCCUCUGGCCUACAACUGCUCAUCACGGGAUUGUUUACGCUCAUCUUUGGUCCCUUUGUGGGUGGGUAUCUGUAUCUGUAUCUGUAUCUGUAUCUGUAUCUGUAUCUGUAUCUG
Drosophila navojoa is the source of this 1834-nucleotide messenger RNA. RefSeq lists its product as uncharacterized. Gene Ontology annotation, biological process: monocarboxylic acid transport; transmembrane transport. Gene Ontology annotation, molecular function: monocarboxylic acid transmembrane transporter activity. The record is from RefSeq and is a predicted model, not a curated record. NCBI's taxonomy places the organism in Eukaryota, Metazoa, Arthropoda, Insecta, Diptera, Drosophilidae.